Molecule: messenger RNA, 2938 nt
Organism: Ornithodoros turicata
Lineage: Eukaryota; Metazoa; Arthropoda; Arachnida; Ixodida; Argasidae
Product: membralin-like
Exons: 14
Coding region: 509-2527 (672 amino acids)
Biological process (GO): positive regulation of ERAD pathway; response to endoplasmic reticulum stress
Cellular component (GO): endoplasmic reticulum
Source: RefSeq, a predicted model, not a curated record
UGUGACCUCCUCGCCUGCUCGCUGGCCGUCAUCAGCUCCAUUGAAAUUUCUCGUCGGUGUUCAUUUGUACGCUGUGCUGUGUGGGGUCGGAAGUUGUUACGAGGACCAGUCGGCUCGCUGCCGUAUGUGACCUAGAAUUUGACGGAGUUGUGUGCCGAAAGGCUUGAAGGAGAAGGAUAAUCUUUUACGUAACACCGCGCACUGGAUAUAUUGUUCCAUAACGUAGGAUAUCGCUGGCGCCUUCCUCGGCAAAGAACGUUGUAGUACAUCUACACAUCGCAGACGACAGCCCCUCCUCUUCCUUGGUCACUUUGCCCUUCGGAGUGAAGCCUUACUUGUUUGAAAGUCCCAUCGGCCACCAUGGAUGCUCGAGAGAAAACAAGAACUCCAACCUAAUAUACAUACAAGGAAACAGAAGCUUGCCAUUCUGGGUGCCGAAAGGUGCCCCCGAUGUAGGGCACAUGUGAUGCUGUGAGGCUUAUCCUCUUCACACACAAACAGUUGAGCCAUGGCUCUCAACGUUGGCAUGCUCCCGCACCUCCUGGGGGCGGCCAACAACAACCACCGGCCACCCGUGGCGCCCUCGCGCAGCGUAAACAGCGGUCCCAUGAACUAUGUGCAAGACCGGCUCUUCCAGGCACUCUUUGUGAGGGUGGCCCUGGCCUACGCGACCGCUGUUCCACCAUCCGUGCGCAGGAUACUUGAGUAUUUUAGUCUGCUCAAGGCCUUAGUAUCAUUCUUCAUCUUGGCCUACGUCCAUGCGGCAUUUGUGCGGACGCCCAUCAACUGCCUGGACUACAUGUCCCAACAGUGGCCACAUGACGGCAUCCUGCGAGUGGAGAUCCUGCGAGGAUCGGACGUCGGCUCUCAACCGUACACCCUGGAGCAGUCUUACCUGAAAGAGAAGCGCAUUCACGAAAUCACCAGUCCCGAGCUCGCAUUUGCUGCAAGCAAUUCGACACUGUUCGGAAGUGUGGCUUCUACCAUGGCGGACACAAUGGAGAAAGGAGUGACAGAAGCGGAGAACUCGUCGGAAACGAUAACUGUCCUUCCCAAAUCUGUCCUCAACAGUCUCCUGGGACCAAAGCACCUGGAAGGGGAGUUUGCAUUCACACCAUUCCUGAAUGAGAGCCAGAAAGAUGCAAAGGCCGAAGCUGUUAGUGCAAUUUCCGAGCCUCUACCAGAGUCUGUGUCAGAGCUCGAAAUGCUCGCGAAAGCAGUGUGGCCCCAGAACGAGUACAUAGUUGAAUAUGCCUUGGAAUAUGGGCUUCUCCGGUUAAGUCCUGCAACAAGACAGCGCCUGAAUAUCAGUGUCAAGAUUGUCACACUUGAUCCUGUCAACAAUCCUUGUUUUGGGGAUUGGUUCAGCCGAUUACUCCUGGAAAACUUUCUUGGUUAUGAUGAUAUCCUGAUGGCCAGCCUCAAGAAUCUUGCAGAGAAAGAAGACAACAAAGGAUACGUACGGAAUGUGGUGACAGGGGAACAUUUCCGCUUCAUCAGUAUGUGGACAAGUCGGAUGUCAUAUAUAGCAGCUGCUUUUAUUAUGCUCAUCUUUACGCUGUCCAUAUCGAUGCUUCUUAGGUACUCUCACCACCAAAUAUUUGUCUUCAUAGUGGAGCUGUUGCACAUGCUGGAGUUCAACACCACAAUAAAUUUUCCUGCGGCCCCUUUGCUGACUGUCAUCUUGGCGUUGGUUGGUAUGGAGACCAUUAUGUCAGAGUUCUUCAACGACACCACGACCGCCUUCUACAUCAUCCUCAUCGUCUGGGUGGCUGACCAGUACGACGCCAUCUGCUGUCACACAACGAUCAACAAAAGGCACUGGCUCAGGUUCUUCUACCUGUACCAUUUUGCGUUCUACGCCUACGACUACCGCUUCAACGGACAGUACAGCGGACUUGCCCUUCUCACCUCCUGGUUCUUCAUUCAGCACUCAAUGAUCUACUUCUUUCACCACUACGAGCUGCCUGCCAUACUGCAACGUUCUGGCUUGGAGCCUUCCGCGGGAGAGAGUGCCAGAUCCGCUCCUUCGAACGAGCCGCGACAGAGUACGACAGCGUCGUCCAACAACGCCUCCCCGCGGCACCACGCCAACAGUGCUGGCGUCACCAGCACCAGCCCAGCCCCUCAACCGAGGGUGACGUAUAUCCGGGCCUUUGGCACGAGGCCGGUGCAUUUUCGGCACAUUCUAAGUGCCACCGUAGCUCUUGCAGCUGUUGCUCAGCAUCAACAGCAGCAGCAGGCACAGCAAAACACUCAACAGAGUAGUGCUGGCACUGCGACACAGCAAGAGACGACGUCACCUUCUAGUCUUCAAGAUACUCCUCAAGAAGCACCUACAACGGAAAACGUAAGUAUGGGACAGAAUUGUAGCGGAAACUCGCAAGUCAUCAGGACUGAAGAUCCAGACAGGAAGGAACUUGGGGAAGACGCGAGACCACGGAAGGACUCCACGUCUUGCGACAGCCCAAAGGAUGACUUUGACGCCUCAGGACAUGAACGUGACGACAAUGCGGACGACAGUUGAGUACAAGACGUGAUUGUUAGAAUGACAAGUGUGGGCUACGGGACAUUGAGCGUCCACACUAUAUUUGACAGUGACAGUUUUUUUCUUUUUCUUUUUUUUGCAUUCCGCGUGAGAGAUUGCAGCCAGGUACACGUGAAAAGCAAAUAAAAUAGGGAUGAACUGUCUCGUGGGUCUGAAAUUUGAAGAUGUGGACCUGCAUCCGUAGAAGUGGGACUAGCAUUACAGUAGGUUUCUUUCUUUUUUUUUUUAACGGUGCCUUUAUUUAUUACAUCUGGUCUCAUCGGUGCGGGAUACAGAUGGCGCUAAUUUCAAGAAUGCACGAGGUGCGAGAGCACGUGGUAAUAUACAUAUUCUAGUGACUGUUUAAAUUUUUUGUGUUGCCAUUCCAAAAAUAAAGAGAAAUGACUGAUG